Debaryomyces fabryi is the source of this 1146-nucleotide messenger RNA. RefSeq names its product palmitoyltransferase. Gene Ontology annotation, cellular component: Golgi apparatus; endoplasmic reticulum. Lineage: Eukaryota; Fungi; Ascomycota; Pichiomycetes; Serinales; Debaryomycetaceae. The transcript has a single exon. Bases 1 to 1146 code for a protein of 381 amino acids. Gene Ontology annotation, biological process: protein targeting to membrane; peptidyl-L-cysteine S-palmitoylation. The record is from RefSeq and is a predicted model, not a curated record. Gene Ontology annotation, molecular function: protein-cysteine S-palmitoyltransferase activity.
AUGUCUAUAGAGUCAUUUUGUUGUACAUUGGCUACAUUGUUUCCUAAGGUAUUUUGCACAUCAGUUUUAACAUGGUCAGUAUACGCUUUGAUUGUACAUGGAUGUUAUAACACCUUAAUGACUACACAAGGAACGUCGAUAUUUGCUGUCGCCAUUGGCUUAACAGGAUUCAUACUAUACGUAUUAUGUUUAUAUACCUAUUUUAAAGUGUUAAGUGCUGGACCAGGCUCGCCAUCAGAUUUUGAAGAAUUAAGAAUCCGUAAUAUUUUACUGUUGUCAAAACCGAAAUAUAAUUCUGCCAACCCCUAUGAUACAAAUGACAAUAUGAAUACGUCAGCGUCACUUCUUGCAAAUGCUGAGGGAGUUGACGAUACUACAAGUGUUGAAACUGAGCAACCACCUUCUGAGUAUAUGACUUUGCAUAUGUUGAAGAAUAAUAAGUCGUCAUACAGAUAUUGUACGAAAUGCAGUGUAUGGAAACCAGAUAGAUGUCACCAUUGCUCUACAUGUAACAGAUGUAUUUUAAGAAUGGACCACCAUUGUCCCUGGUUUGCUACAUGCGUGGGGUUUUAUAACCAUAAAUUCUUUGCACAGUUUCUUAUUUACGUUACAGCAUACUCAGGAUUUGAUUUCUUGGUAAGUAUUUCGAUUCUUUGGAAAUUCUUUGCUGAAGAAAAAUAUAACGAUCUGUAUUUGUCGUUGAAUUUAGUAUUUUUGUUCGUGUUAAGCUUGGCAUUUUUCAUUACAGUGGGUGGAUUUCUGGCCUUCCUGUUAUAUUUAGUUUUCAGAAAUAAAACAACUAUAGAGUUCCAGGAGAACAGAUAUAACUUCAAGAAUGAUAGGAACGGAAAAAGCUUCCAGUAUGAAUUUGAUGGUUCGGGAAAAAAGAAGAAACUAGGAAAUAUUUUCGAUUUGGGAUGUGGGCGUAACUGGAAAAGCAUAAUGGGGCCAAGAUGGUACUACUGGCUAUUACCAAUUACUGUUACAAAUAAGUCUAUUGAUGCCCGAUUAGAAAAUGGCAUAAACUUUGAAAUUGAUCAUGAUGUUUACGAUAGAUGGUGUUAUAAUGCGCAAUUACAGGAUCAGCUAAAUCAACAAUUAGCGGAUUACAAAAACAGAAUAAGGAUGGAAAGGGAAGCAGCAUAA